AUGACCACCGUGGGUGGGAACAGCUUCCACGUGUCUGACCAGGGCCAGUUUGCCAAGGAGGUGCUGCCCAAGUACUUCAAGCACAACAACAUGGCCAGUUUCGUGCGGCAGCUCAACAUGUAUGGCUUCCGGAAAGUGGUCCACAUCGAGCAGGGUGGCCUGGUCAAGCCUGAGAGGGAUGACACUGAGUUCCAGCACCCGAGCUUCCUGCGUGGCCAGGAGCAGCUCCUUGAGAACAUCAAGAGGAAAGUGACCAGCGUGUCCACCCUGAAGAAUGAGGACAUAAAGAUUCAUCAGGACAGCGUCACCAAGCUGCUGACCGACGUGCAGCUGAUGAAGGGGAAGCAGGAGAGCAUGGACUCCAAGCUGCUGGCCAUGAAGCACGAGAACGAGGCUCUGUGGCGGGAGGUGGCCAGCCUGCGGCAGAAGCAUGCCCAGCAGCAGAAGGUCGUCAACAAGCUCAUCCAGUUCCUCAUCUCGCUGGUGCAGUCAAACCGGAUCCUGGGGGUGAAGAGGAAGAUCCCUCUGAUGCUCAAUGACAGCAGCUCGGCACAUUCCAUGCCCAAGUACAGCCGCCAGUACUCCCUGGAGCACAUCCACGGCUCAGUCCCCUACUCGGCUCCGUCCCCGGCCUAUGGUGGCUCCAGCCUCUACUCCCCAGAUGCCGUUGCCAACUCUGGUCCUAUCAUCUCCGACAUCACUGAGCUGGCUCCCAGCAGCCCCUUGGCCUCCCCUGGCGGUAUCCUAGACGAGAGGCCCCUGUCAAGCAGCCCCCUGGUGCAAGUCAAGGAGGAGCCUCCCAGCCCCCCUCGGAGCCCCCAGGUGGAGGAGGCCAGUCCUGGGCACCCGUCCUCCGUCGUGGAGAUUCCCCUCUCCCCAACUGCCCUCAUUGACUCCAUCCUGCGAGAGAGCGAACCUGCCCCUGCAGCCUCUGUCACGGCGCUCCCGGGUGCGGGUGCCCUGCCCGCCUCACCCCCGCCUGCCCCAGCCCCCGAGAAGUGCCUCAGCGUAGCCUGCCUGGACAAGACUGAGCUCAGUGACCACUUGGAUGCCAUGGACUCCAACCUGGACAACCUGCAGACCAUGCUGACGAACCAUGGCUUCAGUGUGGACACCAGUGCCCUGCUGGAUCUGUUCAGCCCCUCAGUGACAGUGCCUGACAUGAGCCUGCCCGACCUUGACAGCAGCCUGGCCAGUAUCCAGGAGCUCCUCUCCCCCCAGGAGCCCCCCAGGCCCCUUGAGGCAGAGAGCAGCAGCCCCGACUCAGGGAAGCAGCUGGUGCAGUACACGGCGCAGCCCCUCUUCCUGCUGGACCCGGGCUCCGUGGACGUGGGGAGCAGCGACCUGCCCGUGCUCUUCGAGCUGGGGGAGGGCCCCUACUUCUCUGAGGGGGAAGACUACACAGAUGACCCCGCCAUCUCCCUACUGACGGGCUCUGAGCCCCCCAGAUCCAAAGACCCCACUGUCUCCUAG
Manis pentadactyla (Chinese pangolin) is the source of this 1473-nucleotide messenger RNA. RefSeq names its product heat shock transcription factor 1 (gene HSF1). Lineage: Eukaryota; Metazoa; Chordata; Mammalia; Pholidota; Manidae. Bases 1 to 1473 code for a protein of 490 amino acids. Gene Ontology annotation, molecular function: sequence-specific DNA binding; DNA-binding transcription factor activity. Gene Ontology annotation, biological process: regulation of DNA-templated transcription. The transcript has 13 exons. The record is from RefSeq and is a predicted model, not a curated record.